This is a messenger RNA of Cololabis saira (Pacific saury), 4050 nucleotides long. It is a transcript of the gene alms1, whose product is annotated as ALMS1 centrosome and basal body associated protein. Gene Ontology annotation, biological process: regulation of centriole replication. Gene Ontology annotation, cellular component: centriole; centrosome; cytosol. The transcript is spliced from 10 exons. The record is from RefSeq and is a predicted model, not a curated record. NCBI's taxonomy places the organism in Eukaryota, Metazoa, Chordata, Actinopteri, Beloniformes, Belonidae. Bases 43 to 4050 code for a protein of 1335 amino acids.
CGGAGGCGGAAGCGCGCUCUCGCGGCGGAAUCAAACGUCAACAUGGAGGGGGUGACUGCCUCUCCCCAUUUGCAAGAUGAAGAUGAAGAUGUGGCUCAGUCUGUUGGAGAAUCCUUCACAAACUUACUAGGAGCCCAAAGUCACAGCAGUGGCAGCCAGGACCAGAAGCAGCCCAGGCUGCAAACAGAUGGCUGGGAGCCUCUUACGCCUGUGGAAAAUUCUUUGUACUUAAAAUUUCAGGACAGUAACCUCUCUCCGACACUUUCCCUGUUGCCUGUAAUAUCUGAAGUGCAACACAACCUUACUGAAUUUUCAUUAUUCCACCAGAGUGAUACAGAAUUUGCUCCUUUAAGGGCACAUCCUGAUAUUUCCAUGGCAUCCGGGAGGUUUGACAUUCCACCCCAGGAUCGAACCACGCCUUUCUCUGAUCGUGGCUCACUGUCCCAGCACCCUUUGGCCCAGGCAACCAUCCUUUCCGAAGAAGGAGCAAACAGCUGCUUCUCUCUUUCUCAGCACAGUUUAUCACUAAGUAACCGAGAAACACAAGAGGACCUAGGUCAUCCAUCUAUGACAGAUAUCAGACAGGAACUACGAUCGAGAGGAGAUAGAGGGAGUAGAGAGAAGAACUCUGAGAUACCAGGUUACCCCAGAGAUAUGCGUGUAGGAGGCAGUCCCUACAAAGGAGAGUAUUCCAGGUCCAGCGUUCUGUCAGUGGACUCCAGUGUGUCCAUACCGUUCAGCCUGGACAGUCUCGGUCCAGCUGCAUCCAUCCCAGAGCCGGCCAGACUAAGGACGUUUCCUCCAUCAGAUACAGAAUCUGUCCAGACUGGAGGCCGACUGGCACCCCUUUCCCAACCUGAUGAAAUCCCCCACCCCUCCUCACUGACGACCAGCCAGCAACCCCGGGACAACACGCAGGAUAUCAGCCGUAUCGGAGACAGAUCAGACCCCGACUUGUCACUAACUACGAAGGCGAGUGGCAUGGGAAGGAAGUCUGAGUCACUUUUGCGAAGCAAACGUCAUGAGGAUCAAGGUGUAGAAGAUUCCUUGGUUAGCACCAAUGCGGGGUCAGAAAAUAUAAAAGAGAUCAAAACCAGCGGGCUUCAAAACCUCUCACUUUCCUCCACUUCCACCGCUGCAGGCCUCAGAACUCACACCUCAGAUCUAUGGACCAGAUCCUCAUCACACUCCAUGCCAGCGUCAGAGAAAAAGAGGCAAAGCUCUGUUGGUCGAGAGGUUACGAGCUCAUCACAGCAAACUGAUAAUCCACCUUUACAAGCUGUUCCUGCUGCACCGACGACUGGGACGUUCAAAACACCACAAGACCGCAGUGUUGUGAACAGUAAAGGGACAUCGGUUGUCCUCUCCAAGUCGGUGCAGAGGACGGAGCCUGAGGGCUGCAGUGCCGUUCCUCCUGAUAACGCUCCAGCGCAGCUUCAGGCUGUCACGGCUCCAGCAGCCGUGAGCACACAGCAGCUCGCUGCUGCUGCUGCUGCUGCUGCAGUCACAGGCCUGGAGGAGGAAGACAAGGCCGCUCUGGGAGUUAUUGCACUGAGCCGUUCCUCCUCAGCCAUCGUUGAGGAAGGUGAGGAGGGAGACAGCAGUGAUGGGAGCAGUCAGAGUUCAUUGGCAGUCAGAGUGGCAAAGUUACUCCAGAAAGAAUCUCCAUCUACCCUGGUCUCCAGCACUCCCAGCAUCACAGACCAGGAGGACGGCAGAGCCAUAGAGUGGGUCAAGUUGAAGACGUCAGAACGGUGUGAGCCGCUGGAGUUGGACUUAGAAGAUAGGAAACGGAUCGAGGAGAUCAAAAGAGAGCUGCUAUUAAGAAACCCUUUAAAGAGCCAGGGGAGCACAGAUACGGAGAGCAGCUCAGGGUUCAGUGUUAAAGUCCACAAGGAGCAGAAUGCCCCAGACUCUGUAGAGACGUUUUCCACCUUGACUGACAGUAACAACCGCAGAGGCCUCAGCGUGAGUCAGCCUGACUCCAGCGCUCGGGGACAGAGUUUUCCUCCUCCUGAUCUCGAGGCUCGAGUAUGUGAGAUCGCUGACAGAGAAGGAAUAACCCUCCCUGCCAAAAAACCUCAGGCCUUCCCAUCCGCCACCUUCGCCUCCUGCAAGCGCUCUGCCUCCCCUCUGCUUAGUUCCUCUCCCGUCAUCCCCCCCAGCUCGGGCUCCGACCCUCUCCACCUGACGGAGCUCUCCGCAGGAACAGUACGGCCCCCAGUCGCCAACAAGCAGCUUUCCCCAGAUCUGGAUGGAAAGGACAGAACGACAUUAGUACAGCAAACAACCAGAACACCAUCUAAUGUUGAAUGGAGUGGCAGAAGUGUGACUCCUCAGUCAGUACCAGCAACGCAGAAGAGACAAGAUACUCUAGGAGGCCGGGGUGAAGAGCUGCCCUCACCCGUCUGUGGUUUACAAGAAGACAUGACUGGCAAUCAGGAGUUAUCUGCCCACCCCAGCCCUGUUUCAGGAGUUGAUCCUGUUGAUCAGGCGACUGCUCCAUCCUCUGUUGGAAACUCCACCUGGACAGGUCUACACUCCAUCUCCAAUGUCCAUCUCAGUCUGUCCACCGAAGCUUCCUCUGCUGUCCACUCCAGCCACGUUGAUGCUGUUUCAGAGCAGCCACGCGGAGCCUUCCUCCCCCUCAGAAACUCCUCUGCUGCCAGCAGUCCAGAUGAAGGUGUUGGUUCAUCCAGUCCAGUAGAGAAUUAUGAACCCAGAGAGCCCGGCCAAUCAGAGGCCAGCCUUAAAAACGUUCCUCAGGGAAGAGCGACUGCCAGAUCCUUAAAGUCUGCUGUACCACCUCAUCAAUCUGACACUUCAAGACCCCACACCGUGCCCUUUGCACCAGUUCCUGUGCUGCUCCCUUACAAACCCCGGGGCAGUGACGAGCUCUUCUACGUCCCGCAGGCAGAAGCCGACGUCUCCUCAGAGGAACCGUCUGACACCACGGUGGAGAGCUCCCACACAGGCUCCGACGACGCCGUGCCUCCUCGCUUUAGCAGUGAGGUUCUGGGACACCAGGACCCGGGUCUGGACCGGGGCAUCACAUUCAGGCACGCAGAAGGAAUCUACAACAAGAGGAUGAAAACGGCCUUCAAAAUGCAACAACCUGAACACAGAGAUGUCUCUGCUGCAGGAGAGAAGUCGUCACCAACCGUGAGCCGCGCUCUAAAGCCGGUUCCCCUCCCCAGAGUCUCCCGGAGAGACCAGGGAACCAGCCCCGUCCAGUUCCCCCAACAUGAGCCGUCUGAGCCGGGAGUUCAUGUCCAUGUAGAGAAGGUUCAGACCCGAGUCCCUCAGGACCGGCAGAGAACCGUCCUCCCUCAGCCGGCCCGGCAGCGCAGCAGCAGCACCCUGGACCAGCUGUGGCAGAAGUUCUGCGACCGCUGGACCGUGGAGGAGUCACACGUGGUCCAGGACAGAGACGCUGCACUAGUGGAGCGUCUGGAGCGCCUCUCUCGCCUGAUUCACGGCACCAGGGCUGCCGGUGGACCUCCGGUUCAGGGACAGGGGGACAUUCAACCACCACACAAGCUCAGGACGGAGAGGGAAAGGAGAGAAGGGGGAGAAGCUUAUCAAGAGAGAAGGAGGGAUGAACAUAGUGCAGCCAGAGAAGUAGAGAGGAUCCAGCUGAGGCUCCGGGCUGAGAAACCUCUGCAGCCUGCAGAGAGCAGCCGCGCCUCCCUGUCGUCCUCCGUCUCUCACGGCUCCUCCCAGACCUCCCCGGCACCCGCAGACCGGUCCGAGACGUUGUCCACCACCUCCAUGUCCACCGUUGACACGGAGCGGCUGAUCCGAGCCUUCGGCGCCCACAGGGUGCAGAGACUGAGCGGCAGCUCCAGCCUGAGCCGACUGUACAGCAGCAUCAACAAGCAGAGGGGAGAGGGGGAGUGGGGAGGGGGGGUGGACCCCCGUCAUCUCAUCACACCCUCGGGGACGACUGGGACUGAUGAAGUACGUAUCUCUGCAGAUCCCUGCUCUCACACAGUUAAGAUGUUAGAAAAACAGUCAUUUAUUUGCAGUAUUACUGUCUCAGAAAAUUAG